Molecule: messenger RNA, 915 nt
Organism: Durusdinium trenchii
Lineage: Eukaryota; Dinophyceae; Suessiales; Symbiodiniaceae
Source: the annotation of a GenBank genome assembly
AUGGCGGAUCUCAGCUAUGGCGAUGCCGCCUAUUGGGACCAGCGUUACUCCACGAAAGGCAGCCCUGAUGAGUGGCUCUUGCACUGGACCUCCAUCUCCCAAGUCUUUGAGAAGUACUGCGGCGAGCACAGGACUCAAUGGAAGUUUCUUCACGCUGGAUGUGGCAACAGUGCUUUAACCUUCGAGAUGUAUCGAGCUGGAUAUCGUCAGAUCACCAGUAUCGACAACUCCGCCACGGUCAUCCAGCAAAUGCAGGAGGCGCACGGUGAGGAUGGCCUGGAGUGGUUCUGCAUGGAUGUCGGUGAGAUGAGCCUCGCGGAGCAGAGCUUCGAUGUGGUCAUCGAAAAAGGCCUUCUGGACUGCUUGGCAUGCAUGGAGGAUGCGCACUUGGCCACCGCGAAGUGCAUGAAGGAGGUCAUCCGCAUCUUAAAGUUCGAUGGCUUCUUCUUUUGCAUCAGCUUCAAUCAUCAAAGGGCACCCAGCCUCACCUCGGCGCCCUACCAUUUCCGCCUUUGUGAACUUCAGCGCACGGCCGCGCUCGGCGCGGAGUACUACGUGUGCCGUGGAUCGAUUCGGUUCCGCGGUCCGCCGGAACCGGGCCGAUGGCGCCGUGGGCCUGGCACAAAGGGCCGGGGGGUCGAACUGGUGUUGGUUGAUUUCGUGGGUUUUGGGGUGACAUCACCGCAAAGAACGAUUGGUUGGGUGGUGGACAUCGCGAACCGGGAGAAGUCCCAGCCUGGCGUUGUUUGUUUUAGGGUUGGUUUCUCGCAGUUGUUGGAAGGUGAUCUCGAGUGUGUUGUGUGUGAGGUGUGUAUGAUUGUGUAUGUCCAGUGCGGCACAUCCAUCUUCGAGUGGGAGUGGGAGUGUGUAUUUUUGGAGUACUUGCAUCGACUCCAUGGCAUGAUUAAUGCGUAA